This is a messenger RNA of Aspergillus puulaauensis, 3009 nucleotides long. RefSeq names its product isoleucine--tRNA ligase ISM1 (gene ISM1). Gene Ontology annotation, cellular component: cytosol. Gene Ontology annotation, biological process: isoleucyl-tRNA aminoacylation. NCBI's taxonomy places the organism in Eukaryota, Fungi, Ascomycota, Eurotiomycetes, Eurotiales, Aspergillaceae. Gene Ontology annotation, molecular function: aminoacyl-tRNA deacylase activity; isoleucine-tRNA ligase activity; tRNA binding. The record is from RefSeq and is a predicted model, not a curated record. Bases 1 to 3009 code for a protein of 1002 amino acids. The transcript has a single exon.
AUGGCGGAAGUGCCGCGGAAACUGGCGCGAUCGUGGUCGUCGACCUUAAAGCUCCCAAAGUCCACGUUCCCGGCACGUGUGACUCCAGCCGAUCAGACGAAAUACCUAAAACGAUGCACCGACGACCUCUACGCCUGGCAGCGCCAUGAAAGACCUGCCGAUCAGUGCUUUGUCCUGCACGAUGGGCCCCCGUAUGCGAAUGGCGAUCUACACGUCGGCCAUGCUCUCAACAAAAUCCUGAAGGACAUAAUCUGCCGGGCGCAGCUCGGUUUGGGAAAAAGGGUUCGCUACGUACCUGGUUGGGAUUGUCACGGGCUACCCAUUGAGCUGAAAGCCUUGGAGGCACGGAAGGACGUUCGCGACGAAGAUGGCUCUGUUAAGGCCGCGGUUACAAGAAAGAUUGCUCGAAACCUUGCGGACCGGACGGUGAAAAAGCAGAUGAAUGGGUUUCGGGGCUUUGCAGUCAUGGCGGAUUGGGAAAAUCACUGGAAGACCAUGGACAAGGCUUUUGAGAAAAGACAACUGGGCAUUUUCCGUGAAAUGGUGGAGAAGGGUCUUAUUUAUCGGAGGUUCAAACCGGUCUACUGGUCACCCUCGACAGGCACGGCGCUGGCGGAAGCAGAGCUGGAGUAUAAAGAGGACCAUGUCUCUACGGCUGCCUAUGUGAAAUUUCCACUCGUGAAGGUACCGUCAUAUCUGAAACAGAACCCGCUGCUGAGAGGCAAGACCAUCAGUGCUGUUAUUUGGACAACGACCCCAUGGACCCUUCCCGCCAAUGCUGUUGUCGCCAUUAACCCGUCGUUAGAAUACGCAAUUGUUGACUCGGCGACUCACGGUCAUCUUCUCAUCGCGCAAUCACGAUUGGAAUCUCUCGAAUGCCUCUUGAAAGAAGACCUCUCCUUGAUUAUGCCAGGGAUCGUUGGCUCGGACCUUGCGGACCAAACCAUGUACCAAUCACUUUUCAAAGGGCCGGAUGCCGAAGCACAACCAGUCAUUGCCGCAGAUUUUGUAACUGCGGAUUCCGGGACCGGACUUGUUCACUGCGCCCCAGGGCAUGGCAUGGAAGAUUACGAGGCCUGUCUUGCUCGUGGUAUUCCUGCGUUUGCCCCGGUUGAUGAUUAUGGAAAAUUCACUGACCUCGCGAUGCCGAAUAAUCCCAAGCAAUUGAGCGGAAAAAGUGUCUUGGACGAAGGCAACGUGGCUGUGCUCGAAUAUAUCAAAUCGCAGGGACGACUUCUAUCACAACACCGCUACGAGCACAAAUACCCUUACGAUUGGAGGUCAAAACAACCCAUAAUCAUCCGGGCUACUGAGCAGUGGUUUGCCGACGUUGCUGAUAUUCAGGAAAACGCGCUAAAGGCUCUUCGAGAUGUGGAAUUCGUCCCGGCGUCUGGACAAACGCGGCUUGAGAACUUUGUUAAGAACAGAAGCGAAUGGUGUAUUUCUCGCCAACGUGCCUGGGGUGUGCCCAUCCCCGCUCUCUACCAUGAGGGUACCGGCGAUGCCAUUCUUACAAAGGAUAGCGUCUCGCAUAUCAUGAAUGUCAUUGAUGAGCGUGGAGUUGAUGCGUGGUGGACAGACGAUGCCAAUGACCCCGCUUGGAUUCCACCUUCGUUGAGAGAAACAUCCGGUCCUGGAUAUAGGCGUGGAACCGAUACCAUGGAUGUAUGGUUUGACAGUGGCACUAGUUGGGCAGAAGUGGAAACCCCGUACGGCAACCACGGCCACCCUGCAGAUGUUUAUCUGGAGGGUAGCGAUCAACACCGGGGUUGGUUUCAGUCUGGACUGCUCACCUUCAUCGCACACCAGCUUGCUUCCAACGAGACCAGCACUCCUCGAGCGCCAUUCAAGACCUUGAUCACUCAUGGAUUCACUCUUGAUGAGGAGGGUAGGAAAAUGAGCAAGUCCAUUGGGAAUGUUAUCCUUCCACAAACCAUCAUGGACGGGACCCUACUACCACCCCUCAAACAGAAAAGGGGCAAAGGGAAGAAACAGCCGGAGAAUCAGCAACCUGUGUACGACUCUUUAGGCCCGGAUGCCCUUCGACUCUGGGCCGCGGGCAGUGACUACACUCGGGAUGUUGUUAUCGGCAAGCAAGUUCUGCAAACAGUCCACACCAGCUUGCACAAGUACCGUGUCACCUUCAAGCUUCUUCUUGGUGCCCUUUCAGAUUUCUCCCCGGCGAGCAUGGUUCCGUACGACGAAAUACUACUCGUGGAUCGUAUCGCUCUUCUGCAUCUCUCGGAAAUGACACUGGCGGCUCGAGCAGCCUGCGAGAAAUUUGAGUUCUACAAGGCUACCAACGCAGUCAACCGAUGGGCCAACAUUGAGUUCUCUGCUUUCUACAUGGAAGCCAUCAAGGAUCGCCUAUAUACCUACGCGGAAAACAGCCCUAGCAGACGAGCUGCCCAAACGACAUUAUUCCACAUCUUUAAGCACUUGCAGGAAGUACUGGCUCCCAUAACUCCGUUGCUCGUGGAGGAAACCUUUGAACACACACCGAAAGCAAUUCGGGCUGAAUCCGAGCAUCCUCUAAGGCGUAUCGCCUCGGAGCCAGCCUCAGAAUGGCAGAAGCCCUUGCUAGGUGGAGACUAUCAGGAGAUCGUCGCAGUCCACUCCGCUAUCAAGGCUAUGCUGGAAAAGGCAAGGGGUCAGAAGCAGACCGGCUCGUCCCUGCAGUCCUUCGUGCACAUCCAGCUUCCGGCAACGAAUGCGCCAUCCACCCUUCAACAAAAUUCAAACGAACUCGCUGAUAUCUUUGUCGUCUCGUCAGUCACCGUUGGUGGUGCUGAUGAAGUCAUCCCGGAUGCAAUAACGAGCGCCGAAUGGCACUAUAGCGAGGAGUAUGAGCUUCCAAAUGGAGGAAAAGGCACGGUGUAUGCCUAUACCCCACAGGCAGCUAAAUGCCCUCGUUGCUGGCGGUAUGUGGUUCCGAAAGAGGAGGCCGCCGACGACAAGGCAUGCGGUCGCUGUGAAGACGUGGUCCAGGAACUUGACGCAACCUCAUGA